GAUCGUACAUUCAUGGGCAGCAAGCAUCUCCUUGGAAAAGAAGGUAGAAGGAUGAAGAAGAUGUUGCGUGGGCAAGAUAAGAGUGGUAUGCUAUAUGAAAGUGAUUCGGAUGAGAAAGAUCCUUACGCCAGCGAGGAGGAGUCGGAUUCUGAAACAGACCUCGAAGAGAAAGAGCGACGCGAAAAAGAGAAAGCAGAGAAGGAGAAGGCUGAGAAGGCCAAGAACGAGGAAGAGGAACGACUAAAGGAGCUGUUAGAAGAAAAGGAGAAGGAGCGAGAGAAUGCAGCGGAUAAGGACAAGAAAGGCAAAGGCCCAGCUGGCAACAAGAACGAUAGUACCGGGCCAAACAAGAAUGCCACAGGUCCAGGACAAAAAGCUAGCGGAAAAUCGGGAGUGGAUCAGUCGAGGGGUGGCUCACCCAAACCUGGCGCAGGUGGUAAAGGUUCUAGAGCUGGAUCACCAGCUAUCCGAUCAGGAUCUGUCGGCCCCUCGGCACAACUUGCUCACUCCGGCACAUCUAGUGCCACUAGUGGCCUCCCUGUGGGUGCUGGAAAUGCUCUAACAGCAAUGAGGGCUACCAGCCCUGGGAGUCCCAAACCUCGACCACCAAUGGGUAGUGGGAAGGGUGCUUCUGCUCGUAUGACAAGUCCUGCGCCAAGUGGAACUGCUACUCCUGUAGCUGGUGCAGUGAAAAGGAAAGCUGAAGCACAACCAAGCAAUGGGCAGCAUCCCAAGAAACAGAAAACAGCUAGUCCUACACCUACCGCGCCCACUACACCUACUGUCUCCACACCAGCAUCUAUCUCCCAACCGCCAAUGAAGAAAAAGAAGAUCGAGCUAUUCCCUGGAUGUUUGACACAGGAGAUGGUCGUGAAUUAUCUCAAGGAACGUGAGGCUAAAGGUUUGAAGACUCAAACAAAGGACGCGAUCGAGAAAUUCAAACCAAUGUGGGCUGGUGCGACCGCGAAUGGCGGGAAGGAGGGUGUAGAUAUAAGAAACAAAGACCUAUUGACACACUGGAUCAAGAAGGUCGCCAACUUGAGGGAUGGUACUUGGCUGACUCUGCGAUAA
Messenger RNA from Acaulospora colombiana, 1071 nucleotides. NCBI's taxonomy places the organism in Eukaryota, Fungi, Glomeromycota, Glomeromycetes, Diversisporales, Acaulosporaceae. The record is from the annotation of a GenBank genome assembly.